Messenger RNA from Lachancea nothofagi CBS 11611, 963 nucleotides. The record is from the annotation of a GenBank genome assembly. NCBI's taxonomy places the organism in Eukaryota, Fungi, Ascomycota, Saccharomycetes, Saccharomycetales, Saccharomycetaceae.
AUGUUUUUCAGAUCAAGUUCCAAACCAGACCCCGUCCCCUUUCCCUACAAGUAUUCUGUUGGCGAUUUCGAUAGACAAAAGCACAGCUUCAAUGGAGCAGAGUUUGUAUGUAUGAAGCGUCCUGUGGCGUCUUCAGAAAACAAAAAGAAUAAAGGUUUCGUGAAGGCCCGUGUGUUGAUAGUACAUGGAUUCUCGGAACAUACUUUGCUUUACACUCGUGUCAUGGAUUACCUGAGCCGCGUAGGUAUUGAGUCGUUUGUUUUCGAUCAAAGGGGCUCGGGUCAAACUUCUCCAGGAAAGCUGAAAGGUUUGACCGACGAAUCGCAUACUUUUCAAGACCUCGAUCAUUUCAUCGAAUGGAAUUUAGAGGACAAGUCAAAAGAGACGCCACUUUUUCUUUUUGGCCACUCCAUGGGCGGUGGGAUUAUCUUGAACUACGGGUGCAGUGGUCGCUACAGAGAUCAAAUCGCUGGCAUAGCCUGUACUGGACCUCUUGUUAUUUUGCAUCCACACUCAGCCCCCAGGGCUAUUGUGAGUUUUCUCUCUCCAGUUAUUGCGCUAUUGUUACCGCGGUUUCGAAUCGAUACCGGCCUCGACUUGAAUGCUACGACAUCAGACGCUCAGUAUCGCGAGUUUUUGAGCCGUGAUCCAUUAACAGUCCCGCUCUAUGGGUCUCUGAGGCAAAUUUACGACUUUUUAGAACGUGGAAAGAGGCUAGCACGGGAUAAAACGUACGUGGCUAAAUUCCAAACGCCUGUUCUUAUCAUGCAUGGUCAGGAAGACCAAAUUAAUGACCCCAAAGGAUCGCAAAUGUUUUACGAUAUCUGUACAGUAUCCGACAAACAACUAAAGUUUAUUCCAAAGGCACGGCACUCGCUAUGUUUGGAAGAAGAUGCGAUUUUCGAGGAUAUGGCAGACGGCUUGAAAAGUUGGAUACUUGAGCACGCGACACAGAGGCCUUGA